AUGGCCGAUACAAAAGAUCAAAUAAAAAUCAAGUUCUUAACUAAUGAAGAAGAUCAAUCAUUACAUGUUUCAGAUUCACCUUUAUAUGUUCCUGUUUCAUUAAAAAGAUUUGGUUUAUCAGAAAUUGUUAAUCAUUUAUUAAGCAAUUUCAAAGACGAAGAUGAAUCGAAACCAAUACCGUUUGACUUUUUAAUAAAUGGACAAUUAUUAAGAACUAGUAUUCAAGAUUAUUUAACUAAAAAUGGGUUAUCAAAUGAAGCUUUUAUCACAUUAGAAUAUACCAGAGCCAUAUUACCACCAUCAUUCCUUGCAUCUUUUAAUAAUGAUGAUUGGAUAUCAUCAAUUGAUUCAAUAAAUAAAAACUCACCAGCUGUUAUAAACUCACAAUUAGCAAUAACACAACCUAAAAUAUUAUCAGGCUCUUAUGAUGGUAUAGUACGUACUUAUAAUAUGUCAGGGAAAGUUGAAUCUCAAUAUAUAGGACAUUCGGCCCCCGUUAAAUCAGUUAAAUGGAUAUCUCCAACCAGAAUAGUAUCAAGUGGUAAUGAUAUGCAAUUAAGAUUAUGGAAAACAUCAUAUGAAAAUAUAAAAAAUGAUGACGAAGAGGAAAUAGAAGAUGGUAAGACAUUGGCUAUACUUGAAGGUCAUAAUGCGCCAGUUGUAAAUUUAUCAGUUCACAAAAAUAGAAUAUUAUCAGCUGGUUAUGAUUGUCAAAUUGGUGUUUGGUCAACUAAUUAUAAAGAAAUGAAUAAUAUUGAAGUUAAAGAAUAUAAUGAUUUGUCUACAUUUUCCAAGAAACGAAGAAAAAUGGCAUUACAAGAUUCUACAGUAAGACGUAAAUCUCCAUUAUUAAUGUUACAAGGUCACAAUGAACCUGUAGAAGGUGUUAUAUUUGAUGAUAAAGAUUCUACAGUUGGUUAUUCAGUAUCACAAGAUCAUACUAUAAAAACUUGGGAUUUAAUAACUUCAAAAUGUGUAGAUACAAGAACAACAGGUUAUUCAUUAUUGAGUAUAUUACAAAUACCUUCAAAAAAUUUAAUUGCAUCUGGUUCAUCAGCUCGUCAUAUAAAUUUACAUGAUCCAAGAACAAGUACUGAAAAUUCAAAAAAUAUAAAUUCAAAAUUGAUUGGUCAUACUAAUUUUGUAGUAAGUUUAUCAAUGUCACCAAAUAAUGAAAAUAUGUUUAGCUCUGCAUCUCAUGAUGGUACAGUUAAAGUAUGGGAUAUAAGAUCUGAGAAAUCAUUGUAUACAAUAACAAGAGAAGAUGAUUCUGUAAAGAAUAAAAUAUUUGAUGUUUGUUGGGAUAAAGAAAUUGGUAUAAUAAGUGGUGGUGAAGAUAAAAAGAUACAAAUUAACAAGAAUAUAGAUUAA
Molecule: messenger RNA, 1371 nt
Organism: Insectozyma verbasci
Lineage: Eukaryota; Fungi; Ascomycota; Pichiomycetes; Serinales; Debaryomycetaceae
Source: the annotation of a GenBank genome assembly